CCGGUUUGCAGUGUCUGAGCGGGGGGGCCUGGUGGUCGCGGGGCCCGUGCUGCCCGCGUUCUCCGAAAGGCCAGCGCGGCCGGGGGAGUCUGGCCUAGGCGUCCGCGUCGCCCGGUGCGGGCGGGAUGGCUGCGGAAGAGGAGGACGAGGUGGAGUGGGUCGUGGAGAGCAUCGCCGGGUUCCUACGGGGCCCGGAUUGGUCUAUCCCCAUCUUGGACUUUGUGGAGCAGAAAUGCGAAGUUUUCGAUGAUGAAGAAGAAAGCAAAUUGACCUAUACAGAAAUUCAUCAAGAGUACAAAGAGCUAGUUGAAAAGCUGCUAGAAAGUUACCUCAAAGAAAUUGGAAUUAAUGAAGAUCAAUUUCAAGAAGCAUGCACUUCCCCUCUGGCAAAGACGCGCACAUCACAGGCCAUUUUGCAGCCUGUGCUGGCAGCGGAAGACUUUACCAUCUUUAAAGCAAUGAUGGUCCAGAAGAACAUUGAAAUGCAGCUUCAAGCCAUCCGAAUAAUCCAGGAGAGGAAUGGUGUGUUACCCGACUGCCUGACUGAUGGUGCCGAUGUGGUCAGUGACCUUGAACAGGAAGAGAUGAAAAUUCUGAGAGAGGUCCUCAGAAAGUCAAAAGAAGAAUAUGACCAGGAGGAAGAAAGGAAACGAAAAAAGCAGUCACCAGAGGCUAAAAUGGAAGAAGCACCAGUAUAUGCUAGUGAAGCUGCAGCAAUGGAUAAUUCCCAAGGGGAUGGCGAGCAUUUUGUACAGCCGCCCUCAGAAGUUAAAGUGCAUUUUGCUAAUCAGCCAGUACAACCCUUGGCAAGAAAGAUGGAGCUGUUGCCUGAAAGUCCCUCGCUCCCACCAAGAGGUCUGAAGAUUCCGAGCUUAGAACAUGCAAGCAUGGAAGGACCGAUAGCGAAUUUGUCAGGACUUGGAACAGAAGAGUUACGUCAACGAGAACACUAUCUCAAGCAGAAGAGAGAUAAGCUCAUGUCCAUGAGAAAAGAUAUGAGGGCAAAGCAGAUCCAGAAUACGGAGCAAAAAGGAAAGCCUACCAGGGAGGUGGAGGAAAUGACAGAGAAGCCAGAAAUGACAGCAGAGGAGAAACAAACAUUAUUAAAGAGGCGAUUGCUUGCAGAGAAACUUAAAGAAGAAGUUAUUAAUAAGUAAUAUUAAAAAUUAGCAAAACAGAAGCCUAAAUUUUCUUAAAAAUAAAUUAUUUAAUCCUUAAACAAAGACUGUUAAGUUUCAAGCAAAUACUUGCUUUUCUAAAUGCAACUGUAAGCUCACUACUAUUAUUUCAAACAGGUAAAGGGCAAGAAGGAAGGCAAUUUAACAGAAACUUCUGCCUAAAGCCAGGUAGGGUGGUGCAUGCCUAUAGUCCUUUGCACCCAGGAUGCUGAAGGAGGAGGAUCAGGAAGGACCUCAAGAUCCUUCUUAGUGACAGCAAAUUGGAGGCCAGCCUAGAUUACAUGAGUCUGUCUCAAAUAAAUAAAUUUAAAAUAAAUUUAAAUAAAGUAAAUAAAUAAAUUUAAAAAUAAAA
Psammomys obesus (fat sand rat) is the source of this 1530-nucleotide messenger RNA. It is a transcript of the gene Cfap36, whose product is annotated as cilia and flagella associated protein 36. The record is from RefSeq and is a predicted model, not a curated record. The transcript is spliced from 10 exons. Gene Ontology annotation, cellular component: axoneme; ciliary base. Bases 126 to 1157 code for a protein of 343 amino acids. NCBI's taxonomy places the organism in Eukaryota, Metazoa, Chordata, Mammalia, Rodentia, Muridae.